CCAGGUGAUGGGUUAUGAGUGGAUUAUACUAAAAAUUAAUGUUUUAUCAAUCCGCAUAAAAAGGUAAAAAAACAGCUACUUCAUUAUUGUAGAACAUACCUUGCCGGAUUUCUGCAAGAAUUGAUGCCUCUUUGGCAGUUUAAUAUACUUUAACAGUCCUAGCUUCAUAUUUAAGGUGAUAUAAUUAUAUAAAUGACAACCCUAAAUGUAGGCCAGGAGAGCUGCUAGCAGCGCUUUAAGGUUGCCCCUGACCUAGGUCCAGCUACAUUCAGAGGUAUAUGAGCUCUAAGACAUUUUGCCGGCAAAGAGUUUCCAAAAAUUGAUUUUAAUUUCCUAUGAUUUGGCUGGCUUUCUUAAUUUUGUGACAAAUUUUAUUAAAUUUUAGUAAAUUUUUUUAAAUUAUAAGAGAUUUAUCAUGAAUCACUCGUGUUUUAUAUAAUAAAAAUGAGCGAUUCAUGGUCCAAGGAAGUGUGAACUGUUAGUGCAUGAAUCACUCCUUAUAAUUAUAUAAAGGUACCGCUUAGGUUCUUUUGUAACAUCAACCCUAGGAGAGUGAAAGGAAAACAAAGAAGAACUUGAAGGAAACAUAAGAACGAUUUAUCACAAAUUUUAUUUACCACACAAAAGUCUAGUUGUUAUCUACUAGAUCUCUGAGUGUGUAUCCAUUGGACAAUUUAACAUUUAUCAGGUAUAUAAUCUACAGAAAUAAGCUUGUGCUAAUGCUCGAGCUUAUUGAAAUCAUAAACUAUCCUGUCAUUUCAUUCAAGAAUAGAAUAAGUGCUAAUUUCUGAAUAUUUAUGACCUGGGAGGGCUAUCCGAGCAAGGAAGGCUCUGACCCACUGCAUUAGUUAGUAGAUAAUAUGUAGUAUAUAAGCAUCUGGUGACUACAUUCCUUUGAGAAGUGUGAAGUUCUCUCCUCUAAUUCCCACUUUACUUUUAUUAUUAUAAUAAUCAAU
Moneuplotes crassus is the source of this 956-nucleotide messenger RNA. The record is from the annotation of a GenBank genome assembly. NCBI's taxonomy places the organism in Eukaryota, Ciliophora, Spirotrichea, Euplotida, Euplotidae.